This is a messenger RNA of Prunus persica (peach), 2726 nucleotides long. Its product is annotated as protein FAR1-RELATED SEQUENCE 12. The record is from RefSeq and is a predicted model, not a curated record. The coding region runs from base 1491 to 2360 and encodes 289 amino acids. The transcript has 7 exons. Lineage: Eukaryota; Viridiplantae; Streptophyta; Magnoliopsida; Rosales; Rosaceae.
AACAAGCCGGGUUACACAACGUGUCCUCUCUGAUUGACGAUAGAGAGGGAGAACAGAAAACAGCUUCCUUUCUCUUUCUCUUUCUCUUUCUCUGUCUCUCAGUGGGUUGCGUUCAAUUGGGUUUGGUGGAUGUAACUAAUACUAUCCUCUUCUGGUUCGUUCAGCUUUACCAUCGAUCAAUCAUGGAUUCUGUAUUUGAUACAGAGGCUCAAAAUGGGCUCUUAGAUAAUUCAGCAGAUGUUGAGCUUAGAUUAAAUCAUGAUGGUGCAAUUCUAGCAACUUGUGUUGUCGAGGAGGCUUCUAGUCUUGAGCAAAUUGAGCAAGUGGGUCAAAAUUCUUCAAGAGUGGAACAAAAUGCAGUUGAAGGAGACGAACCAUAUCUGGGCCAGGAAUUCGACUCAGAAGCAGCUGCACAUGCAUUUUAUAAUGCAUAUGCACUGAGAAUAGGUUUCAGAACACGUGUGAACGAUCUAUCUCGUUCUAGGGUCGAUGGCUCCAUCAUUGCUCGAACGCUAGUAUGUAACAAAGAGGGUUACCGAGUGGCUGAUAAGCGUGAGAGAAUGAGUGUGAGACCUCGACCCCCCACUAGGGUUGGUUGCAAGGCAAUGAUUUCAGUUAAGAAACUGAGUAUUGGAAAGUGGGUAGUUGCAAAGUUUGUCAAGGAGCAUACCCAUACACUGUCUCCAGGGAAGGGUAAAAAAGGAUCGAAUGAUCAAUCUACUACGGAUGAACAGAUGAAAAUCAAAGAACUAACUCAACAACUGCUGGUUGAGAGAAAGCGGUCUGCUUCAUAUAGAAAAAUCAUAGACCUCCUAUUCAAUCACAUUGAAGAGCACACUCAAAACCUGUCGCAAAAGAUCCAGCGCAUAACUGAUAAUCUCCAAGAAAUUGUAUCAUCCGAGGGAAAGGGAAAAGACCGUCGAAAUGUCUCCUAGUCUGCGUUUCGUUUUGUAAUGUAAAUGUGAAAUCUGUAAAUUGAAUUUUCACACUCGCCUUCUCAAUCUAUUGUCAAGUCAUGUUUACCGACCUAUCAGUUGAUAUGAUGGUGUGUAUUUCCUUUCCCUUUUCCUUUUCUAUAUGGGAUGGAUGGCUGUUGAUCAAAAUAAAUUUUUUGUUCAAUUAUUCAAUAGAAUCGAAUUAACAUUUACCUGUUAAUUUAGGAUUAAUCGUUUCGUUGCCUAUAAUUAAUGGUUUGUAUUUGUAUAAGGGGGAUGAGUAGAAUAACUAUAAGAAAUGUGAUUCUCAGAGCAGUUGGCUGCCAAUGCCAUGUUCGAGAGAAUAGAACAAUUUAUAUCAACAAAACCACCCGACCCAGUUCAACUAGAAAGCCCCACCUGUGCAUAAUAUUGAUUACAUUAUUCUUACGAAGACUGAAAUCCCAAAAGCCUCUUCCCUUUCGCUGGGACUGAGCUUCUCGCUUUGAAACAAACAUGGAGUUCCCGCGGAUCUGACCCGCCGGCAUUUCGGGCUUCAGAAAAAUCAAAUGACUCAUGGAUUCUGAACUUGAUAUAAAUAUUAAUGAUGGGGUGUUAAAUGAUUCAAGUGAUGCCGAGCUUAAGCAUUCCAAUGAUGGUGCAUUGGUAGGAAGCUUUGUUGAAGUUGAAGAGAUGUCUCAUCUUGGACAAGGACAAGAUGAUGAAGUGACUCAAAAUCCUUGUAAAGAUGGAUCAAGUGUAGUGGUCGAAGCACAUGAGCCGUAUGUGGGUCAGGAAUUUGAUACAGAAGAAACUGCACAAGCAUUUUAUAAUGCCUAUGGCAUGCGUGUGGGUUUCAUGACUCGUAUGAACUACCUGGCUCGAUCCAAACAUGGUGGAACCAUCAUUGGCCGGACUUUUGUGUGCAACAAGGAGGGUUACCGGAAGCCUGAUAGGCGUGAUAAGACUACCAUAAAGCCUCGGGCUCCCACUAGGGUAGGUUGUAAGGCCAUGCUAUCGAUAAAGAAAAUUAGUAUUGGGAAAUGGGUUGUCACAAGGUUCAUGAAGGAGCACACUCAUGCAUUGACUGCCACUGCCAACAAAGGUCAAAAAGGAUUGAUUGCUGAUCAAGUACCGAUUAUAAACCAAAUUGGACAACUGGAAAGCUUGCACACUCUUUGUAUAUGUGGAAUUGAUAUUGGAAUGGUCAAAUAUGUUAAAUUUAAUUGGCUGGAUGAUAAGACAAAGAUUGAAGAAUUAACUCGCGAGCUGUUCCUUGAGAGAAAGCAGUCUGCUUCACUUAGAGAAAUAGUUGAUCUUCUAUUUGAUCACAUUGAGGAACAUACACAAGACCUGUCAAAGAAAGUUCAGUAUGUUGUCGACAAGGUAUUAGAUCAUCCACAUCAACUUUGUCACCAUCUAACCCCAACCCCAAUAGCUGGGUAGCUUUCAUUGAGAAAAUUAUCCAUCGAAUCGAACCCUUCAAUUUGCUGAGACGAGACGCGAGGAGACAAGAGGAGAGAUCAGAAAUCAGAUGAUGGCAAAGGAGGUGAGAUUGAGAUACAUGCAGAACUGGGGCGAAGUUGCACCAUCCCUUCUUAUAUCCCACCACUACCGACACCACCAGGUCCAGAGAUGUUCAAAUAAUUAUCCGAAAUUGGAGGCCAUUAUCGAAGAAGGAUGUCAUGCUCAUGAUGAGAGCUUUCAAGUAGUUGUACCAAAGAGGCUCUUGACAUUUCUUCUUCCUAUCUUUCUUUCUUUCAUCUGUUACUUUCUCUUGUAUACACGUUUUGAGGGAAACUUCCUAAUGAU